Messenger RNA from Nomascus leucogenys (northern white-cheeked gibbon), 1642 nucleotides. NCBI's taxonomy places the organism in Eukaryota, Metazoa, Chordata, Mammalia, Primates, Hylobatidae. The record is from RefSeq and is a predicted model, not a curated record.
CCGCCCCUCCUCCCUCCUUGCAGAGCCGGCGCCCGAGGAGACGCACGCAGCUGACAUUGUCUUCUCCGCACGACUGUUACAGAGGUCUCCAGAGCCUUCGCUCUCCUGCGCAAAAUGGCAACUCUUAAGGAAAAACUCAUUGCACCAGUUGCAGAAGAAGAGGCAACAGUUCCAAACAAUAAGAUCACUGUAGUGGGUGUUGGACAAGUUGGUAUGGCAUGUGCUAUCAGCAUUCUGGGAAAGUCUCUGGCUGAUGAACUUGCUCUUGUGGAUGUUUUGGAAGAUAAGCUUAAAGGAGAAAUGAUGGAUCUGCAGCAUGGGAGCUUAUUUCUUCAGACACCUAAAAUUGUGGCAGAUAAAGAUUAUUCUGUGACCGCCAAUUCCAAGAUUGUAGUGGUAACUGCAGGAGUCCGUCAGCAAGAAGGGGAGAGUCGGCUCAACCUGGUGCAGAGAAAUGUUAAUGUCUUCAAAUUCAUUAUUCCUCAGAUCGUCAAGUACAGUCCUGAUUGCAUCAUAAUUGUGGUUUCCAACCCAGUGGACAUUCUUACAUAUGUUACUUGGAAACUAAGUGGCUUACCCAAACAUCGUGUGAUUGGAAGUGGAUGUAAUCUGGAUUCUGCUAGAUUUCGCUACCUUAUGGCUGAAAAACUUGGCAUUCAUCCCAGCAGCUGCCAUGGAUGGAUUUUGGGGGAACAUGGCGACUCAAGUGUGGCUGUGUGGAGUGGCGUGAAUGUGGCAGGUGUUUCUCUCCAGGAGUUGAAUCCAGAAAUGGGAACUGACAAUGAUAGUGAAAAUUGGAAGGAAGUGCAUAAGAUGGUGGUUGAAAGUGCCUAUGAAGUCAUUAAGCUAAAAGGAUAUACCAACUGGGCUAUUGGAUUAAGUGUGGCUGAUCUUAUUGAAUCCAUGUUGAAAAAUCUAUCCAGGAUUCAUCCCGUGUCAACAAUGGUAAAGGUAAGACAAACUACCACAAAAUAUAAUAUGAUUUCUAGCAUUGUAUUCUACAGAAAGAUUCAUUUAAAGAGGCUCAGACCAGAUAAAAUCAUAGUUCAAGUUUUUUUUUGUCUCUCAAAGUUUUAUGUAAACUAUUCUCAUUUUCCAACAGAAGUCUUGGACAACAAGGGCAGAAAACUUACAGAAUCUAAGACACUCAAUAGAUUGUUGUCAUUCUUUAUAUAAUUUUGCAAAUUAAAUAUUAACUCUGAAUCUUAGCACAUUCUGAAAGUAUUGAUCAUUUGAGUAAGUGUAAUAGAGUUUCAUUUAAGUUGGUGUGCUAAACUCUAGAUUGCCUUUCAUAUAGCACUUGAUACCUUAGCAAAUACAGUUUAAUUCAAAAGCUGUGGAGCAAAUGCACAAAACAGAUAGAAAUUAAUGAUUUUUUAAACAAAACUAAAAUUAUAUUAAAAUAUUUCGUAAGACAACUGACUCAUUUGCCACAAGUCAGUGUAAAUCAAGUGUGUCAAUAAUUGGGUAAUUACUGAGUCUUUGGGUACAUAUAUAGGAAUUUGUUUAUUCUAUCUACUUUUGUGUAUGCACAAAAUUUUUGAAAUUAAAAGCUUAAAAACUGACAGUAGGGUAUGUUUAAUAUAAUUAGUUAUAUAGUUAAAUUGACCCUGUGAAUAAAUUAAUUACCCACACGAACUGG